AGGAGGAGGAGGAGGCGGAGGCAGAGGGAGGCGCCGUCCCCAGGCAGAGGGGCGGCAGCAAGGGGCCCCCCCCUCGCCCCGCUCCUCCCCUCGGCGCCCUCCGCCGAGCAACUUUGCUGCCGGGCGGCUGCACGGCCGGGGGAUGCCGGCGGCGGCGGGGGACGGGCUGCUGGGCGAUGUGGCUGGCGGUGGCGGUGGCGGUGGCGGUGGUGGCGGUGGCGGUGGUGGCGGCGGUGGCGGCGCCGUGCCCGGUCCGGUGGCGGCGGAGGGCAGGCUGCUGGCCGCCUGGCUCAGCGCCGCGCCGCCCCGAGAGCGGCUCCGCGACUUCCAGCACACCAAGCGCGUCGGAGGCUACCUGAUCGGCAGGAAGCUGGGCGAGGGCUCCUUCGCCAAGGUCCGAGAGGGGCUGCAUGUGCUCACCGGAGAGAAGGUGGCAGUGAAAGUAAUUGACAAGAAAAGAGCCAAAAAGGACACUUAUGUCACUAAGAAUCUGCGACGGGAAGGGCAGAUCCAGCAGAUGAUCCGCCACCCAAAUAUAGCCCAGCUGUUGGAUAUACUGGAAACUGAGAACAGCUACUACCUUGUCAUGGAGCUGUGCCCUGGUGGCAACCUGAUGCACAAGAUCUAUGAGAAAAAAAGACUUGAAGAGCACGAAGCACGCAAAUACAUCAGGCAGCUUAUUCUGGCUGUAGAACAUCUUCAUCGGGCAGGAGUAGUCCACAGAGACUUGAAGAUAGAAAAUCUGUUGCUAGAUGAAGACAACAAUAUCAAGCUUAUUGACUUUGGACUGAGCAACUGUGCAGGCAUCUUGGGUUAUUCUGAUCCAUUCAGCACCCAGUGUGGGAGCCCAGCAUAUGCAGCCCCUGAACUUCUGGCAAGGAAAAAAUACGGGCCCAAAAUAGACGUUUGGUCCAUUGGGGUAAACAUGUAUGCGAUGUUGACUGGAACAUUACCUUUUACUGUGGAGCCAUUCAGCUUGAGAGCUUUAUACCAGAAAAUGGUGGACAAAGAAAUGAACCCUUUUCCCACCCAGCUCUCUACAGCGGCCGUAAACUUUCUACGAUCUCUGCUAGAGCCAGAUCCUGCAAAGAGACCAAACAUCCAGCAGGCACUUGCAAAUCGGUGGCUUAAUGAGAAUUACCCUGGGAGAGCACCACCUAAUGUAACAUAUCCAAACAGAAUCCACCUGGAGGACCUCAGUCAAAGUGUGCUGCUCCAUAUGACUGAGAAGCUCGGCUACAAGAACAGCGAUGUCAUCAACACUGUGCUCUCAAACAGGGCAAGUCACACGCUUGCCAUCUACUUUCUGCUUAAUAAGAAGCUGGAGCGCUAUUUGGCAAGCCUCAGGAAGUCUGAAGGCCAGGACAACAUUUGCCACAAGAACCAGCUAUACCAGAUAGAAAAGUACAAGGCAAAUAAAGACUCCUAUGAGGACAAAAAACUCAAAGAGCAAGAAAAGAAAGGGGAGAUUCUUCACCGUCAGCUCCCAAAGAAAGCUGAGAAAAGUCCAGUUUCAUAUAGACAGCCUUCUUCCUGUCUUAUCUCACAGAUACAGAACACCAAGGCUCUGCUGAGGGACCGAAAAGCUACCAAGGCUGGAGGUGCAGAGAAAGACUCCACUGGCGGGUUAAGCCCUUUCCACGAGCCCGUGGCGACCAAGACGGGCUGCGUCACAUCCAGCUCCCUGGAGUACCUGGAGGUCCAGCCACCGCUGCCCAGGACCCCGCGGCUCCUGAAGAGGCAGGAUUCCCCGCAGCAGGAGCCAGCCCGGGCCGGGGGCCGGGCCAAGGACUCUCCUCUCAUCCUGAAUAUUGUGCACUCCUUCGAGUCCGUCGACAGAGAGGACCAAACAGACCAGGUUUCCCCCUCCCACCAGUACAAGGUUUUAGGCUCGCCCAUGAAUUUCCCGUACAAAAGCUCAAGUGAAAGGACACUCUCCCCGCUUUUUCAGCCAGGAAGUACGUCCCCAGUCCACCCCACCCAAGUCUCUUUCACAUACGAGGAAAAAGCAUAUCCCACAAAGGAAGAAGCUGUGUCCCCUACUCAGCUCUUUUCCAACAACCCCCUGGGCAGCCCUAACUGUGUUAAAAGCAGGGGCAGGUUCCCCAUGAUGGGGAUUGGACAGAUGCUGCGGAAGAGGAACCAGACGAUGCAGUCGGCGAGCGACAAGCCGCUGGAAGCACGGAUGCCUCAGCUGCAGCAGAUGAGCCCCACGCAGAUCACCUUCAAUGCUGCAGACGCCGUCAGCGGCCAGUGUUAAUCUGGCAGGCCAGGAUUUGUACUGCUGUUGUCUGGGACCUAGCCUUUUUAAUUGUUAAAAAGAGGGGAAAGCCACAGGCAUGUUACCGUUGCUACGUAAUACACUACAGUUGUCCAGCGUAGAAAGUCAGAGAUCUGCUUGUAAGGAAGGGGUUGUCCUACGUAAUAAAGCUGAAAGAAGAGGGCUCUGCUUGGGCUGUUAAGAAAUAUUAGCAUUUGGCAUCUGACUGUACAGUAAAACAUAUUGAAAGAGCCAUGUUAGUCUGUGUUUUCACUGCUGUGAUCUAGUAUUGCGGUAAGUAGGUUGGAAGAACGCUGAGCAUUAAUGAUUUGAUUCAUCAAGGUAAUUGGUGUGGUGCCAUGAGCGCUGGUCCCAUCAGGACUAGUGGUAAGACUGUCCGUGCUCCACCUGCCUGUGCCACACUGUAUGUUGUGCUCUUACAGGUAUUGCUCACGUGGCUCGACAAGUGGAAAAACUCGAGAUGCUGUUUCCAAAAUCAACUUGCUAAAAAGCACUGCCAAGAAGAUAAAGUUGGUAGAAGCUUGAAUAAAGACAUGGGCGAUCUAAACAUUUAGAAAAAGUGGGAAUGUUGAAAGUCAAAGCAGCUCUUAGUUAAUUACAUAAAGUAGCUAAUAAUGGAAUCAGUUUUUUCUAAGGAAAAUGAUUUAAUGAUGUCAUUCAGAAGAAACACAAUUAUUUUAAAACAAGGUACAUCCCAUGGAGAUUCGAUUUACCAUACUGAAGGCCCGUUCCUUUCAUGUAAUGGGUUUGCAAGUGGAUGCUUUAGGCAGUAAUCCCAAUUGCAACACGCUGUGUUUAAACAACCCAGUCACCUCCAAUUUUUGUAGCUGUACUAGCUCCACUCCUGUGUGCAGGAUUGCAGUAGCCCCUGUUACAGCAACACAGCACUGGACAUACCUGAAGGCUUUUCUGAGAGACUGCAGUGAAUUAAAGAGACUAAUAAAGGACAUGUGAACCUGUACCAAUGCCGUUUUAUACUGCAAGAUUGGUAAUGCAGUGGUUACCAAAAAUUUGGUAUCGUUAUGAGCUGUGAAGAUUAAGUUUCUUAAAAGGCAACAUGUUCUGCAUACUGGUCUUGUUUUCCUAAGUAAAUGAUACAUUUGAGGGGUUGGCAACAUCUUUUGGUUCUGUUUUUGUGUUCUCACCAUUUCCUAUAAACUAGAAGGUUUAGCCAAAGACUAUGCUUUUAUUUCGUCUGUACUGCGCUUGCAUAUGUGUUUGUGUAUACGGGACAUCUCAGCAAAGCUUGUACUAAUCUGGUCCCCCCCUGGGUACCCCACUGCUACCCACCCACCUCUCGCCAUUCCACAAAUGGGGCAGCAGAAGCAUUGCCCUCUCACUGGGGUCUUUACUGGAAUAUAGGGAUUUUGCAUCAGUAGGAACCCACGUCCUAUUUUUAUCAGUGUUAUUGCAAAUGAUUUUAGAGCCCCACUGCUUUGGUUUCUGUACGAAUAUGGAGAGUUUCCCUUGUUUGAAAAGCUUUCCUUCCAGUUUCAUGAGGUGCAGAAGGACUGGGGGAGUGGGGCCACCAGAGGCGGUGAAAGGGUCCCCAGCAGAGCCCAUAGCUGAGUGCAUAUUCCUCAUUUUCCAAAAAAAACCAAAAAGGUCAUCAGUCCAAAUACUAACAGCGUGGAUAAUUGGACUGUUCAGUAUUUUGAGUGCUUGCUGGAAAAACCAGCAGAGCAUGAAUGCUCAUCCCUGCAGAUGGGACCUUCACCUCGGCUUCAAAGCAGCCUGUCAGGUUGUACGGGGGAGUCUGCGUGCUUCCUACUGUACUCUUCAGGGUAGUGAGGACGCACGCCUCUGUGGUACUUAAUGCAGCUCUAAAAUUAUAUACAUAGAAAUCCUCACUUAUUAAGAAAGCCCUGAAAUACUUUUGCUUGUCUCGAGAUUGAAAGUUGCUAUCUUCUAUUUGUACGAAACAUCCGUGUAUCCCAGGGGUCCAUUUUAUCUCUUCCUUUUGUUUAAAAACAUCAAACCAUUUUCUUUUCUUUCACACUAAGAACACGUUUGCGCUGCAAAGCUAGUGAGCAGGGACAACUGAAACACCGUCGUGUGUGUGCAUCAGGCUUGUGUACCUGAUGGCAGAUACUGACUUGAAUUACAAACUCAGGUUUAUUUGGAACCCAAUAAAAGGUUGGGGGAGGCAGGAAAGAGACAUGUAUUUUUUGUGAAAACCCAGUAAAUAUAUGUAAGAAUCAGAAUGAAAACAGAAAUGUUAAAUCUUUUAUUAUAUUUAUAGAGAAUAUAUGAGUACUACACUGCUAAAACAUAAACAUGUAUCCAGCUUAGACAGUAGCUAUGUACAGUCAAACCGCAGUGACCAUGUAAGGGACUAAUUGAAAUACAGUAGUGGAAAUUCCAGGGGAAAAAAAUGUAUUUGUUAUCAUUAUUAAAUAUAUGUACUUUUUGAACAAGA
Molecule: messenger RNA, 4700 nt
Organism: Anas platyrhynchos (mallard)
Lineage: Eukaryota; Metazoa; Chordata; Aves; Anseriformes; Anatidae
Gene: HUNK
Product: hormonally up-regulated Neu-associated kinase
Biological process (GO): protein phosphorylation; intracellular signal transduction
Cellular component (GO): cytoplasm
Molecular function (GO): ATP binding; protein serine/threonine kinase activity
Source: RefSeq, a predicted model, not a curated record